This is a messenger RNA of Thlaspi arvense, 958 nucleotides long. The record is from the annotation of a GenBank genome assembly. NCBI's taxonomy places the organism in Eukaryota, Viridiplantae, Streptophyta, Magnoliopsida, Brassicales, Brassicaceae.
AUGCAUGCUUUGUUCUUGUGUGGAAGGAGUUGUUGGGCUUUCUCGACGGUUGGGGCAGUGGAAGGCUUAAACAAGAUUGUGUCAGGAGAGUUAGUCACUUUGUCUGAGCAAGAUUUGAUCAAUUGUAACAAAGAAAAUAAUGGUUGCAGAGGAGGUAAAGUUGAGGCUGCCUAUGAGUUCAUAGUUAAUAAUGGUGGUCUUGGUACCGACAACGAUUAUCCUUACAAGGCUGUUAAUGAAGUUUGCAACGGUCCGCUCAAGGAAAACAACACGAAUGUUGUGAUCGAUGGAUAUGAGAAUUUGCCUGCAAAUGACGAGCUUGCUCUAAGGAAAGCUGUUGCUCACCAGCCAAUAACCGCCAUUAUCGAUUUCAGCUUUAUGAAUCGAGGAGGUAAAGUUGAGACUGCCUAUGAGUUCAUAGUUAAUAAUGGUGGUCUUGGUACCGACAACGAUUAUCCUUACAAGGCUGUUAAUGGAGUUUGCCAUGGCCGCCUCAAGGAAAACAACAAGAAUGUUAUGAUUGAUGGAUUUGAAAAUUUGCCUUCAAACGACGAAUAUGCUCUAAUGAAAGCGGUUGCUCACCAGCCUGUAACAGCCAUUCUCGAUUCCAGCAGCCGCGAGUUUCAGCUUUACGAAUCGGGAAUAUUUGAUGGACCAUGCGGAACAAACCUAAACCAUGGAGUUGUUGUGGUUGGGUAUGGAACAGAAAACGGCCGUGACUAUUGGAUUGUGAGAAAUUCGCGGGGCAACACAUGGGGAGAGGCUGGCUACAUGAAGAUGGCUCGCAACAUUGCCAAUCCAAGAGGCUUAUGUGGUAUCGCAAUGCGAGCUUCUUACCCUCUUAAGAACUCAUUUACUAGGGAUAUAAGCUCCAUUGCCUAAUGAUAUGAACCAUAUAUUAUGAGAGGGAUCGAGAGUGAGCCAACAACCUAUUCGACUUUGAAGGAAAAAUAAUGUA